GAAACUCUCCUUCGACAAUUAAAUCCAUAAUGAAAGCGUCGAAAUCCAAUCGCUAGCGCAAACGGGAACACAAACACUCAUAGUGGAGCCAUCACUUUUCAACGGGAAUCACAUCACGACAUUUCCAGUGCAGACUUCACAUCUCUCUCACUAAAUCAUCAUCACAAUUCAAAAUCCCCCAUUUCAAUACCCUGGCCACAGAGAAAACAAAAAUGGCCGACACCUUCGUCUCCGACUUCCAAGUCCGCUCUCUCGCCGGCGAACCCUGCGCCGCCGUCUCGGUCCGCAACCUUUCCACCAAUCUGUACGCCGCCUCCGACGCCUGGGGCCGCAAAUGCACCGUCGCCCCACAACCAUGUCUCAUCUCCGCCGAAGUCCACUUCAAGCAGCCCUUUGGGACCGCCGCCGCCAACGAUCAGCUCGGCGCCGACACAGUGCACUACGGCAACCUGAGCAAGGCGAUCCUUCAGCGGAUGAAGCGGUUCACGGUGCCGAGAGAGCAGGAGCAGGAGCAGGAGCAGAAGCAGAGUGGUAACGGUAACGGUGACCACAGUGUGCAAGAAAACAACAACAACAACUUUUCGCUGGCGUACGUCAUUCAUGAUUUGUGGGUUGGUUUGACGGGGUGGGCCCACUUUGGCUCGGUGAAGGAGGAGGAGAAGCCGUUCCUGGAUAUUUCGAGCAUCAGGUUCUUGUCGCUUACGGUGACGCUGCCCAAGGCGUCGUUGUUGGGCGAUGGAGUGAGCAUGACGUGCAGUCAGUUCUUCAAGAACGGGCCGGGCGAGAAGAUGAGGGAAAACCUGAUUAGUGCAUCCUUGAAGAUUCAUAACCUCAAGGUGCCGACGUUGGUGGGGGUGAACCCCCAUGAGAGACGGGCCAAGCAGUUUGUUGUGACGAGUGUCAACGUGGAGAGGUACUUCCGUAUGGAUGAUUAUUACUCGGAGCUGGAGGGUGUGGUUGUCAAGGCUCUUGAAGAAUCCUCCUAUGAAACUCUCGAAGCACUUGGUGCCCAUUUGGCUGAAAAGAUCCUUGAGCCGGAUCAUAGGAAAGACCACACAAAGUGGCAGGUACACAUCCGGAUGGAAAAGCCCACAGCUGUGCCUCUUGCCGACUGCCCUAUUGUCGAGGUGCGUGCUGGUUACGGGUUUCCGGCGCCAGGAAGGCCAGCCACGAGCUAGGUCUUGGCAACUUUCCCAAGACAGCAGUCGAGUGUGUGUGAUUUCAAAGUCCUCGGAUUUUUAGCUGGUUUCUUCGGUUGUUGAAAAGGUGCCCGGGCGGUUUUCGUUCGUUGUUAGUUCGUCUGUAUGUAUGAUACCAAGAGGGACAUCGCCCUUUGUGAUCUCCCUCACAAACUCGGGGUCAGGAUCAAAUAGCAUGACGUGGAAGUGUUCGACGGCUUUGACCGACUUG
Messenger RNA from Neurospora tetrasperma FGSC 2508, 1410 nucleotides. RefSeq lists its product as uncharacterized. The record is from RefSeq and is a predicted model, not a curated record. Gene Ontology annotation, molecular function: dihydroneopterin aldolase activity. The coding region runs from base 213 to 1178 and encodes 321 amino acids. Gene Ontology annotation, biological process: folic acid-containing compound metabolic process. NCBI's taxonomy places the organism in Eukaryota, Fungi, Ascomycota, Sordariomycetes, Sordariales, Sordariaceae. The transcript has 3 exons.